This is a messenger RNA of Penicillium odoratum, 1296 nucleotides long. RefSeq lists its product as uncharacterized. The transcript has 8 exons. Gene Ontology annotation, cellular component: membrane. The record is from RefSeq and is a predicted model, not a curated record. NCBI's taxonomy places the organism in Eukaryota, Fungi, Ascomycota, Eurotiomycetes, Eurotiales, Aspergillaceae. Gene Ontology annotation, molecular function: transmembrane transporter activity. Bases 1 to 1296 code for a protein of 431 amino acids.
AUGCCAUCCCUAGAGACCGAAGAGUUAGACAUCAUCGCGCCUGUUGAGGACUCACAGGUCUCAACAAAUCGUGGUAAAGACCAAGUCGCGUGCUUUCUGGCAAGCGUGGAAAAUGGCGACGACAAUCGCUGCUUCACAGUUGAAGAUGAGAAGCAAGUCCUUCGACGCAUCGACCUACGCGUUUUACCAGUCCUUCUGGGAGCUUAUUUCUUCCAACAGCUUGACAAAUCUGCGCUUUCCUAUACAUCGAUCCUCGGUCUUGCUGAAGAUGCCCACCUUGUCGGCUCACAGUACUCAUGGCUCAGCUCUAUUCUGUAUUUAUCACAAUUGGUUUUCCAGCCUUUAGCAGCCUUUCUACUUGUCAAGGCACCCACGGGCAAGGUUAUUUCAACUGCUAUUUUUCUUUGGGGAACUCCGUCUUGCAUUGCGGCUACUCAAAUGUGGUGGCGUCGGGGUGAACAAAGUUUGCGCGCAGCUAUGUGGAAUUCAAUGAACGGGUUGACCUUUAUUAAAUUCAUUGCUGUCGAGCGUCUGCGAGCCAACCAAAUGGGUAUCGUUUCCCGUGAAUGGCGGUGGGACCACGUUUUGGAAACACUGUAUGAUAUCAAGACUUGGAGCUGGUUUUUAUUGAUUAUGUCGAUAUCAAUCUCAAGUGGUGGGAUUGGCAGCUUCGGAAAUCUCAUCUUGGGAUCAUCUGGAUACACCACCUUCGAGUCGAUUUUAUUUAACCUGCCAUUCGGGGCUAUUCAGAUCAUUGCCAUCUUGGGCGGGGCCAUCGGUACUAUUCUGAUGCUUGUCAUACCACGGAGCAACAAAGGUGUUCUUCUAUUUGGCUACUACCUGGUGUCGACUAUGGCUGCCAUCACACCAAUGAUUUACGCCUGGGAAGCUCAGAACACUGCCGGGGACACGAAGCGAAAGUGCACAUCGGCUGCCGUGCUCGUGGGAAUGUGCACAGGAAAUGUCAUUGGUCCCCAGCUCUACUCGAGGUCUCAAGCCCCUGCAUACCGUCCAGGCCUGAUUGCAAAUUUGGCUAUGUUUAUUCUUGUGGCUGUCCUUUCAAUCUUCACCGACAUUUACUUAAUCGCAAUCAAUAAGAAACAUGCCAAGAAGAGAGAGGCACUCGGAAGGUCGGCGAAUACUGUGGAUGAAUCAAUGCUGACAAAGGAUAAGAUGGAGACAAGCAAGGCUCUUGAAUUGGAAGAUGUCAGAGAUAUUCAUAACGGUAACGUUGUCGAUAAGGGUUUCGCGGAUACAACGGAUCUCCGAAAUGAAGACUUUAUUUAUGUCUAUUAG